This is a messenger RNA of Saccostrea echinata, 1397 nucleotides long. RefSeq names its product norrin-like. The transcript has 2 exons. Lineage: Eukaryota; Metazoa; Mollusca; Bivalvia; Ostreida; Ostreidae. The coding region runs from base 724 to 1122 and encodes 132 amino acids. Gene Ontology annotation, biological process: Wnt signaling pathway. The record is from RefSeq and is a predicted model, not a curated record.
GUGGAACCGAAUGUAAGUAGAUUUACAGAGCAGUAGAAUACAGGAAUGGAUAUAUCGUAAAAGAGUGUGAAGAGGACAAAUUUCAAAACUGACAAAAUGUUCCAUGGAAAAUAGAACAAAAGAACUGGAUUAAAACUUUUAAUAGUGUUCCUGUUAUGUUUAAGACUAAUUUCUAAACUAAUUUUAUUUUACCACGUUAAGGAGACGGACAAAAUAGUCAUUCUAGUCCCCUUUUCUACAAUUCGUACCGGAAAACUCGACCCGAACACCUCUGAAGAAAUUUGGACUGGAAUAUCAGAAAUGUGCCGUCAAUUGCAGCUAAUCCAAGCCCACGUCAAACUUGAAGAGUCUGUGCUAGCCGGAGAGUUUCAUUGUUUAGAAAAAUGAAAACUUAUCGCGGAUAGUUCUCUUGAAUGACAUUUGAAAACCUUUCUAGCGCGUUCUGUGCAAGUUUGUUAGAAUUUAUCUACGGUUAGGAUUAGCAGAUUUAGUGUGUUGACAGUCUCCAGAUUAAUCAAUCUGUUUUGUUUGGAUGCUGUGAGGACAGGUAUGGUUGUCUGACAACCGGAGACAGCCGACAAUUCCUGCAGUUGAGACGUUGUUCAAUGAGAUAACAUUUCUAACCGCUUUUCAUGCACAGCAAGUAAAAAAAAUUAAUUGUACACCUAAACUUUUGUAAGCUAGAUGUCUGUGGCGCCAAACUAUCUUCACUGAUGACUUAAUAUGGUAAAAAGUCCACGUAGCCCAGGCGCUUUAUUUGUGUGGACCAUUUGUGUUGUACUGCUGUGGGGUGUUCAGAUGGUAGACUCGAAACGUAAAGAAAACAAAUGUAUGAGGCAUUAUUUCGUUCAUACUAUCGAACACCCGAAAAAGAAUUGUGAAAAGAAGCAUGUUCUUCUGGUACGGUGUAAGGGUUUCUGCAAUAAGUCCAAGACCGAGCCACGCGUGACCUUUAGCCCCGUCCUCUACCGCCCCUUUAAUUACCACUGCAAGUGUUGCAGAGACUCCCUGUCCAUUAUGAAAGCUAUCCGACUGAAUUGUGAGGGCGGUCAGUCGGUGUUUGCUACCUACCGAUAUAUCAUCAGGUGUAAGUGCAGACAUUGUAACUUUAACAGGUGGUAACUAGUCUGUUUAUCUGUGAUAAGCCUCGUGAUUCGCUUUUGUCGUUAGAGAAGGGCGUGGACAACACAUUGUGACGUCACGAAAUGUUUCUUCAUUGUGACGUCAUAGGUGUGACAGGUGCUUUGAUUAGUGUCAUUUGGAUGUAAGCCUUGUGUAUCUUACGUGUGUUUUGUAUUUAAACAUGCAUGCAAGUUAGUAUGGGUAAUAUGUGCAUUUAUUCUGGACUUUGCAAAAGGAAGAAAACAACUUGUCAAAAACAGAACAGUUGAAGGAAG